AUGGGUGGACUACCAGCUCUGGAAUCUUUGCAUCGAGCCCUCCCGCCGGAUACUCCCCCUGAACUUGUAAGCCCAAGCGCAACAUCGUUUUCUUCAAGGUCAUCACCUCUAGAAGAACAAGCUGCCUGGGGCCCUCGUGCUUCGGUUCCUGUUGCUGCUGCUUCCAUGUCACGCUAUGGCAAGGCUUCCGUCGAUAUGUCUGCUGAGGGCAAUACAGAUGGCGGCCGAGGUCGACAGGAAUCGGUUGGAACUCCGACUGCUGGACAGCAGCUUCCGUCUUUAAGCAGCCUCUUUGGUCCGCCGUCAUCUAUGCGACCUCUCAACUCGCCACACACGGAACGUCCUGGGAUUUACCCUUCGCCUUCUCCCUUGGAUAGACCACGACUCUCUUCCAGUGGAAACUUGUUGAGCUCCUAUUUCCCACAGGCUAUUUCACCUUCUCAGCCGCCAUCAAGAAACCCAUACGAAUUUGGUGCAUACAACUACUCCGAGAGACAGCAAACUCAUGCUACGACAUCCUCCCUUCCUGCGUCGCAUUCGCCCGAAUACCCAAACCAUGGCCACAGGGGUUCUGAUGCCCGCUACGAACCCGAAUUACCCCGGAAAUGGUCCGCCUACCGUGAGGAUAGCAGGCAAGAGUAUCUACAGCCUCAGGAUAAACUGAGACCCCAAUAUCCCGGACCCAAAGACUCGUCCCACGAUUACUCUGAACGGCGACUUAGCCAAGUACACAGCUCGGACACCAACACACCCUCGACUUCAGCUACUGCAAUCACUUCUGAGAUUGCAGUUUCAAAGGAUGGUCUGGGUCCGAAAAUCUGGACCGGUACGCAUUUCCUUCCCAGAUUUGUGCGGGCAGCAGAGGUGCCCGGCGAAGGCAUGUGCUAUUUCUACGACGACGGAAGUCACUGUAAAACAGUGAUUGAUGGCGAGGCGGUGAACGCUCACUGGGGCGUGACAAAGGCGGGCAAGCCUCGCAAGCGGCUAGCCAUUGCAUGCGUGACUUGCAGGGAGAAGAAGAUCAAGUGUGAUCCGGACUAUCCACGAUGCGUCCAGUGUGAGAAAUUUGGCCGUGUUUGCAAAUUCAAGAAUGCACCCAGAGGAGGGAAUAACACUUCGCCAUCGACGUCUCCGGCCGAGCUCGAUGAUGGUCGACAGCUUGAAACCGGCGACCUACGACGUUCGAUCAGUGAUGUAAGCUCUCCCGGAUCCCCCCGAGCCGGAAUGCGGCCCGCCUCUCCGGACCGUGGAUACAGCAAACGACUCAAACUUGGCCCCGAGGCAUACAUCUCCAACGGCGAACCACCCGCUCCCUUCAAUGCUCGGAUGGAUUAUUCUAAACCGCGAAUCACUGAACAGCCACCCCCUGAGCCGCCUCUAAUUCCCGAUGAGGUUCUUGGUCGUGCUUGGAGGACGGAUCCUUAUGCCUCGACUCCUGACUUGAUCACGAACGCUUUAACCAGAUUCUUCGCCAACGUUGACAACACCAUGAUUCUCCAAUUUCUUCCUGAAGAAGCCUUCCAGCGCUGGGUCGUUUCCUCUCGUGGCCAAAAAAGCCCCGAGGAUUUGAUGCUUUUGUACAGUACUCUAGCGGUUGGCUCUGCACUCUGCGGUGAUCCUAAGCAGAUUGCUUUCGAGUAUGCUCAGGUGGCACACUAUGCACAGAAGAUGACAGGAGUGCAGUGCCUGCAGCUAGUACAGAGCAGGAUUCUUCUUGCCGUUUACUAUAUUUCGACCUGUCGAACUCGAGAAGCUGAUGAGUUGAUCUCUUCUGCAGCUGCCAGUGCUGCAUGCCUGCAGUUGAGCUUGGAACUGGAUCAUUCUAGGGAAUUGGGCAUGGCUAUGUACCCUCUGGGGCUGAACCGGACGGGCUAUGCUGAAGCACGCAGGAGGACGCUCUGGUCUCUAUUCAUUCUGGAGAGGCUUAGUGGACUAUUCCCGGAGCGACCGGUAAUGGUCAACGCGGAAGACAUCUACACACAGCUCCCUACUGAUCUACACUGCUUCGAGAAGCAAGUCGAGUCUCAUGCGCGUAUUUUCGACCCCUAUGGUGGUCUUGCUAAAACCGAUGAGCGAUCGUCCGACGCCAGUGUCACUGGAUAUUAUAUCGAAAUGGUGCACAUCUGGUCGGAUUGCCAAGCAGCCAUCUACAGGAUGGCGCUUAGACGAACGUCUACCGAAACAGAGACUGCAAAGCUUCAAGAUCUCAUCAAGAGGGCCAAGAAUUGGUUUACUUCUUUGCCCCCUCGUCUGGCCUUUGGUGGUGCAAAUCUCGAAGCGGCCGCUUUUACUAGAAGCACCGGCUCUUUCCUCAGUAUGCAUUUCCUUUAUCAUCAUACUAUGAUUGAGUUGAACCGACAUCGUCAUGGAGCCGGCCAACUGCCCAAGGAUGUCCAAUUGGGACAUUCGGCCGAAUGCCGAGAGCAUGCGGGCAGGGUCAUUGAGAUGCUAAACAAAGCUGUCGAUGUCUUGACUGCAACUGGGCCGAUGACUGUCCUGGGAGACGUGAUUGAGCGAGUUCUUAUUGCCAAGUCCGCUGUUGACAGGACGAAGAAUAUCUGGGAGGCCUCUUCCAAGGACCGUCUGGCUAUUGACCGACGUCUACAAAAGUUGAAUCGGAUUCGCGAGCUGGGAUCACGACCGCCGAGCCCCAUUCAAGGUUAUCGACUGCUCCCUCUCUCGGAAGAUACGAAGGAAAAGGAGCUCAACCACUGGCAGAUCCUGGAUCCCAUUGAGCAAACAUUCCCAAAGGAUAUGGACGUGAUUUAUGUUGGACUUGACUAA
Molecule: messenger RNA, 2784 nt
Organism: Trichoderma breve
Lineage: Eukaryota; Fungi; Ascomycota; Sordariomycetes; Hypocreales; Hypocreaceae
Product: fungal specific transcription factor domain-containing protein
Exons: 3
Coding region: 1-2784 (927 amino acids)
Biological process (GO): regulation of DNA-templated transcription; DNA-templated transcription
Cellular component (GO): nucleus
Molecular function (GO): zinc ion binding; DNA-binding transcription factor activity, RNA polymerase II-specific; DNA binding
Source: RefSeq, a predicted model, not a curated record